AUGGAUAGCGAGGACGUCCGGCUUUCAAGCGAAUACUCUACAGAGGAAAACAACACAGAGAUUGUCAGCAUGUCCAAUGCCGAAGUGAGAAUCUCAAGUUCAGAUCGUAAAACCCUUCCCAGAAUGACCAAAUAUGAGAAGGCGCACGUAAUCGGAGUACGUGCAUCUCAGCUCAGUGCAGGAGCUCCUCCAUUUGUAGACAUAGGAAAUGAAAGUAAUCCACUCGCCAUUGCCAACAUGGAGCUAAAUGAAAAAAAGAUUCCAUUUAUCAUACGGAGAAGACUUCCAGAUAACAGCUUCGAAGAUUGGGCAAUCGACGAGCUGAUGAUACCUGGAGUUGACUUUCAAUAG
Encephalitozoon intestinalis ATCC 50506 is the source of this 351-nucleotide messenger RNA. RefSeq names its product DNA-directed RNA polymerase subunit K. Lineage: Eukaryota; Fungi; Microsporidia; Unikaryonidae. The record is from RefSeq and is a predicted model, not a curated record. Gene Ontology annotation, molecular function: DNA-directed RNA polymerase activity; DNA binding. Gene Ontology annotation, biological process: DNA-templated transcription. Bases 1 to 351 code for a protein of 116 amino acids. The transcript has a single exon.